Molecule: messenger RNA, 1104 nt
Organism: Brugia pahangi
Lineage: Eukaryota; Metazoa; Nematoda; Chromadorea; Rhabditida; Onchocercidae
Source: the annotation of a GenBank genome assembly
AUGCCACCUAUUAUCAAUGGAGAACACACAAAGAUCCAGCUUAGUACUCGCAAUAUAUUAAUCGAAGUAACCGCCACUGACUUGGAGAAAGCUAAAAUAGUGCUUAACACAAUUGUUUCAAUGUUCAGCCAAUAUACAUCAAAUGGAACUGAAGAUAAUGCUUCAUUCCUUGUUGAACCAGUGGAAGUUAUUUCGGUUGAUGGUACUAAACACGAAUAUCCGGAUCUCAGUGAUAGAUCGAUGGUAGUAAAUGUUAAAAGUAUCAAUGGAAGAAUUGGACUGAACUUGAAAGCUGAAGAAAUGUGCUCUCUUCUGAAUAAAAUGUCACUUAAAACGCAAUUACAUUUAAAGGAGAAAAGCCAAGAUCUUUUAGAAGUUCGAGUCCCUAUAACAAGGGCUGAUAUAUUGCAUGAAUGUGACGUAGCAGAGGAUGUUGCUAUUGCAUAUGGUUUUAACCGAAUUGAACAACAGUUUCCAAAAUCUUAUACCACUGGGGAACCAUUUCCGUUGAAUAAGUUAACAGAUUUGCUGCGAUAUGAUAUCGCUGCUGCCGGUUGGACUGAAACAUUGAACUUUGCUUUGUGUAGUCGUGAUGAUAUAUCAGUAAAACUAAGAAAGCCAGAUAACCUGAAGCAAGCCGUUAAAAUUUCGAAUCCAAAGACAUCCGAAUUUCAGGUAGCGAGAACAUCGUUACUUCCUGGUUUAUUAAAAGCACUUGCUUCUAACAAGGAUAUGCCAUUGCCUCUUCGAUUGUUUGAGAUUCAAGACGUGGUUUUGAAAGAUUUAAUCGCAGACGUAGGUGCAAGAAAUGAGCGUCGUUUUUGUGCUCUGUAUUGCAGUAAAUCAUCAGGCUUUGAGAUAAUACAUGGUCUGCUGGAUCGAGUUAUGCAGCUUCUUGGAAUAAAGUGGACCAAAGAUGGAACAGGAUAUUAUAUUGCGGCUUGUGAUGAUCCCACAUAUUUGGAUGGAAGAUGUGCGGAAAUUAUCGGACCGGCUGGGAUUUCCCUUGGUAGAGUUGGUGUUCUGCAUCCAAAUGUGAUAACUGCUUUUGGACUUGCACUACCCAUUUCGGUUAUAGAUAUUACUAUUGAGCCAUUCUUGUGA